AUGUUCGCCAUUUACCGUGCCAGACGACUCAGGCUCCCACCGGAUCUCUCUAUUUUCGCCGCCUCUCGAUUUCGGACUUCUGAAAAUGCACCCAUGGCGUUCACCACCGAGAAACCACCACAAGGUGUUCGCGAAAAUGACCCUGAGAAAUCCUUUACCUUUUCCUACCUCGUAAGCUCAUGCGGGUUGGCCCCAGACGUCGCCGUCCGCGCCUCUAGUAAAAUCCAGCUGAAAUCGCCUGAAAAACCAGAUGCGGUCUUGAAUCUCCUCAGAGAGUACGGAUUCACGGCCGCCGACAUCUCUGUAAUGGUCACCCGGUGGCCGAACGUUCUCUCUGCCUGCCCGGACAAAACCCUUUUGCCCAAGCUCGAGUUUUUUGCCUCCAUUGGUGUCCCCCUCCCCAUCCUGGCCAGCAGGCUGUCCCAAACCCCUUAUGUCUUACGGAACAACCUGAAGAAUUCAAUCAUCCCCUCAUACGAUUUCCUGAAAAACCUGCUCGGGUCGGAUAAGCUGGUAGUGCAAGUCUUUAAACGGAAUCCAAUGAUCUUCCACUUGUACCUGGUCGGCAACUUCAAAUCCAACCUCUCGUUUCUAGCAUCCCGCGGGGUUCCCUGGCCCUCUCUCGUAUCACUGGUCAAAUGCGAACCAAGAAUGUUCCUGGCUCCUCAGGAGAAGUUAUCUUCGUGCAUGGAUCGUGCAAUAGAAAUGGGGUUUGAUGUGUCCAAAAUUGCAUUUUUGAAGGCCAUUAAGGUUUUUGUGAGUUUUGAUGAGUCGACCCUCAAGCGAAAGAUGGAGAUUUAUAGAAAGUGUGGCUGGUCGGAAUCUGACAUCAGGACCGCCUUUCUGAGUUAUCCGCUCUGUAUGUCCUUGUCCGAGAAGAAGAUUCUGGAGGGUAUGGGUUUUCUCGUUGAUAAAUUAGGGUGUGCACCAGGUGACGUGGCUCGGUGCCCUUUGCUUCUUAGUUACAGCAUCGAAAAGAGAAUGAAGCCUAGGUGGGCGGUUGCUACAGUUUUGAGUGAGAAAGGGCUGAAGAAUGUGUCUGGCAAGACCUUGCUGUCACCGUCCGAUAAGAUUUUCUUGAAGAACUAUAUCGAGAAGUACAAGAAGGAUGUUCCUGAACUUUUGGGCAUUUAUCGAGGUAUUCAAAUCCUGGCUCGCACCUCCUGA
Molecule: messenger RNA, 1167 nt
Organism: Striga hermonthica
Lineage: Eukaryota; Viridiplantae; Streptophyta; Magnoliopsida; Lamiales; Orobanchaceae
Source: the annotation of a GenBank genome assembly